Sardina pilchardus (European sardine) is the source of this 3773-nucleotide messenger RNA. It is a transcript of the gene pdcd4a, whose product is annotated as programmed cell death 4a. Gene Ontology annotation, biological process: negative regulation of DNA-templated transcription. Gene Ontology annotation, cellular component: cytosol; nucleus. NCBI's taxonomy places the organism in Eukaryota, Metazoa, Chordata, Actinopteri, Clupeiformes, Clupeidae. The transcript has 12 exons. Bases 315 to 1718 code for a protein of 467 amino acids. The record is from RefSeq and is a predicted model, not a curated record.
GUUUGUAUUGCUAGAGCGCAGUCUUGAAAUGUGCACGAUCUGCUAGUUCUCUUCUGCCCCACAUCAAUGGUUAAUUAGUUGUAGUUCACAAGUGUAAAUCAUUUGUGUGAUUGAAGUAUAUAUUUGUGUUUUGUUUUUGAUUUGCAAAAUAUCUCAGGAACGUAAAGCUAGCUGGCUAACAUUUAUAAUUUGUGGAGAACACACUAACGUGCGAUUUGCUUGUCGAGUUUAAGGAAAAGCUAGGCGCUGGGAGUGCAAGCAACUAGCAAGCAAUAAACAAGCACGCGGUCCGCAGCUAGCUUGCACCGAACGCAAUGGCGACUGAAGUCGAGACUUGGACUGGCGCUGCUCAGCACGAUGGUGUGUUUUCCUUCGAUCAGGAGCGCGGCGAGGCGGACGGCUCCCUCGGGGACGAGCUGCUGAACGAGACGGAGGUGAACGGGAACUGGACGCCGCAGGAGAAGGCGCUGCACGAGGCCCGUCUCAAAGCCAAGGCCAAGCGGCGCCUGCGCAAGUCCUCCUCUCGAGACUCCACCCGCGAGUCGCUCUCCGAGUCCGUCAGCGGCGAGCUGGGCGCUGACCCCCACAGCCCCAAGGGCAAACUCAACGCCAAUGACCGCAAGUCCAGAACCGGCAAAGGCCGGGGGCUGCCGAAAAAAGGUGGCGCUGGAGGAAAGGGGGUGUGGGGAGCUGCAGGGAUGGUCUACGAGAUGGAGGAGCCAGACGCCAAGGACCCCAACUACGAUGAAGCUGCACAGGGAGACACCAUAUUCGCCAAAGUGGUGCCAGAGUUGAAUGAGCAGGAGCUGGAGAAGAUGGUGAACCCCAUAGUGCAGGAGUACUUUGAGCACGGAGACACCAAAGAAGUGCAGAUGCUGCUGAAGGAGCUGAAUUUAGGGGCGCACAAGUACGAGUUCUCCUCCAUGGCCGUGUCCUUGUCCCUGGAGGGCAAAGCCAGCCACAGGGAGCUCACCUCACGCCUGCUGUCGGACCUCUCCGGAAAGAGUCUCUCCGAUCGCGACAUGGCGCGCGCUUUUGACCGAAUGCUCAAAGAGCUGCCUGACCUCAUACUGGACACGCCUGAAGCCCCACAGAUGCUGGGCCAGUUCAUAGCCAGAGCCAUCGCUGACCACGUGCUCCCCAUGAGUUUCCUUGACCACUACAAAGGCAAAGUGGACUGUGACCAUGCCAGAGCUGCACUGGACAGAGCAGCGGUCCUCCUCUCCAUGAAGAGGGAAAUCGUGAGGCUAGAUAAUGUGUGGGGCGUGGGAGGUGGCCAGAGACCUGUGAAGCAUCUCAUCAAAGAGAUGAACCUCUUGCUGAAGGAGUACCUGGUGUCCGGGGACCUGGCUGAGGCGGAGCGCUGCCUGCGGGACCUGGAGGUGCCCCACUUCAACCAUGAACUCGUAUACGAGGCUGUGAUCAUGGUUCUGGAGUCCACAGGAGACAAGGCCAUCCAGAUGAUGGUCAAACUUCUUCAGGCCUUUUGGAAAACGGGCUUGAUCACUCUGGACCAGAUGAAUCGGGGCUUCCAGAGAGUGUACGAUGAGCUCCCAGAGAUCAACCUGGACGUGCCUCAUGCCCACUCCAUCAUGGAGUCGCUGGUGGACCUCUGCUACCAGGAGUCCGUCAUCACCAAACAGCUGAGAGAUGCCUGUCCCUCCAGGGGGCGUAAACGCUUUGUGAGCGAGGGUGACGGAGGGCUCGUGAAGAGCUAAACUGGGGGCGGUGCGAUCUGGCAUUCCCACCCCCUUAGCCCACUCCCCAGGUCCCAGGCUGGGUAGGCCCGGGGUGUCGUCAGGCUCCACUCUCCUGCCCCCCCGUCAUCAGCACCACCACCACCACCACCUCCAUCCACACAGCCGCCCACACAUCCACCCCAGCAAUGGCGGCAGCUGGAGUCAGACCUGCUCAAGGAGCUUCUGGAACACCUCCGUUAUCUUCUCUCCGGUGCCGUUCAGUUCAUACUUUUGUUUUGUUUUGUGAAAAGAAAAUCGUUUUGUUUUGGAGAGGGCUUUGUGGGUCCUUAUUGGUUUGGGUUUCUCAUUGGUAUUGUUGGGGAUGGGGCUGGUGGCCGCUCCUGGGUGGGGUGUGUGAGCUGCAGGCGUGUGGCGUGGUUGAGCUGGGGACGGGGUGAUGGUGCACGGGGUGGGGGUGACUCUGGGCCCUGGUGCCGGGGGAUGGAGGGUUUUUUUUUUCCUGGCUUCUGUUUGCUUUGCUACAGUGAUGUCCUCUUUUGUUUUGUUCUUUGCUUUGCAUGUAUAACGCAAAAAAGCACUUAAACAUAUUUUUGAGAAAAAGAAAAAAAAAAACACAAAUGAAUGAAUGGAAGAAAUGCGCCUGGACAUUAAAAAUGUACUUUGUUCCUGAGAACCCAAUCUCUGGGCCACGCUAUAACACCUCUGGGUGUUCUAUUCACUUAUCUAGGGAUCAGCUCUUCCUCUUUGAUUUAAUAACUGCUGUCAGUCGAAGGCCUUACGGCCCAGUCCAAAAUAAGAUGUCAAACUGUGAAAUAGUAUUUUUUUAUUACUGAAGAUCGCUUACCAGAUCCAAACCAAAUCUGUUUUUGUAAACUGUACAUCAGUUCACUUAGUCUGAAGCCCUCACCAUUUUCAUCUUUUCUAAAUGAAUGCUGGAUUUUUGUCCUGUGAGAACGUUAUGAACUAAAGUAAUUUCAGAUACUGUCCUUAUUUACAGUCCUAAUUAAUUUACACCUGACAUACCAAUUGUAGGAUCAGAAAAGACGUAACAUUUUAAAAACACAUUCUGAGCAGACAAACCCCCCCCCCCAAUUCCCCUCCCACACACACACACACCACCCCCCAAAUGGAGAAGCAGUCUGUGUGGACUCAGCGGCAUGUAGAGGCUCUCCAGUGCUCGAGUCCUUGAUGAUGCAAGAGGGCUGGGGGUGGUGGGUUUCAAGUGGUUAAUAAUUUGCGUCAACCACCAUGCUUGUUUACAAAAUGCAAAUGUUGUUUCCCCGAGUGUGUGUGUGUGUGUGUCUCCUGUAGCAAUAAACAGCCUGUAGUAAGCUUUUAGGAUUGGUCAUGUCCCUCGGGGUUUGGGAAGGCAAAGUAGUGUAGGCAAUGCACGUCAAUCUCAACAGGUAGUCACCAUCACUGAGGCAUGCGCUGCAUUCCACAGCCCUCCCCGUUGGUAAGACCUUUCCUUCUAAGAAUGUUUGUCUUUCAGUGAGUUCUUUUCUGCCUGUUUAGAGAGGGCUGAUCUCUCAAGUGUGUAUGUGUGUGUGUGUGCGUGUGUUUCAUAGACAUUCAUGUACUUGGGCUGAAAUUCUGAAGUUUAAGGACACUGACUGGCUUCAAAAUCAAUGAGGAACAAGCUGUGGUCCCACCCACAAGAAAAAAAAAUCUAUAUAUUGGUACAGGUGUGAAGUUUACUUAACAUUAAAGUCCCACAGCGGAGAAUGAAAAGAUAUCAAACAACAUAUUCUGAAUAAGUGAACUGAUUAUAGUUGUGAAAUCACUGUACUGUUUCCAGUAUGUCUGUUAAAGUUCAAUCCAUCUACUAGAUGCAUUUGUGGUGUCAAGCUCUUUUGGCAUGUGAUGUCAAUAAGUCAUAACCAAAAAACUUGCCUGUUUUGUAAAUAAGCCCCAUCUUUGUAUUACUUUGUUCAUGGGAAACAUUUUUUUCUUUUCUUUUUUGAAGCAGAAGCAUUAUUUUUGAAUAGCUCAUACUGUUACAGAAUCCCAGCAUUACCAAUACAGGUCAUUUUGACACUGUAAUUGUUUCAAUAAAAGUUCAUUGCUCUUGGA